CCCCUAGGUCGACUCAGCCUCAAAACAGUAACUGCUGUGGUGUGUCAACAUCGCCACUCGGGGGACAAAGGCGACCGGGUGUGGUGAAUCCAAGUCCCGGGCGAAGCUGGGUAGUACAGCUAGUUAAUGAUAAAAAGCAAUUUAAAUCAUCUGCAUUUCGAAAUCUAAUUUUAAAAAAGCAUUUCUGCCAUGUUCAAGUUAAUUCUUGCAUGACCAAACACAUAUCCUACGACCGAGAGUAAACCUGGCAGCCUGGCGGAAGUCUGCCGACAGCAUGUAUUCGGAAGAUUGCAACUCAAAAUCUAAAUUGGGAGUUGAUUCAGUCCUCUGUGCCUCCGAGUUGAUAAUGCGGUACCACUUUGUGGUUUUCUCUCUGGGUCAACUGACCAGCCUUAGAAAUGUAGAAUUUUCAUCACUGUCUCAGGGAUGUUAGCACCGAGUGAAAAAAAAUAUUUGCAGUGAGAAAUGGAUUAUAGAUGAGUUUUUAAUUUUCUUUUUUCAGAUACCAUUUUUUAUGCCCGAUUUCAGAUUGUUGGGGAAUUUUCAUGAAAAUUAAAAUGUGAACACAUUUUAUAAUUUAACUGAAAAUUACGCCACGUCAAAAUGAUAUGCGACUGCACUUUUAGUGAGAAAAUCGUGUAAGUGACCACAAUUAAGUGCAGUUACUUCCUGUGAUGGCACUUUUCAGAUACUGUACAUCUGAAAUAAAGCAUUGAUUUAAUCAGAAAUGUAUCUAGGCUUUAUUUUCAAGUGAAAAUUGGGAGCGUAUUUAUCCUAAGAAGUAUGUAAAAUCUAAACGCGCCUACAAGUUGGUUCAUACAUUUUGAACUGCUAGUCAAAAAUGAUGUGCAGUUUCUCAGUUAUGUGUAUUUGAUGGGUGUGAUUCACAUGUUAGUGGACGAUCAUUUAAACAUCACGUAGAUCUCCGGUUUGAAAUAGCCCAUUAAUAUAAAUCACACCUGAUAUCUCACUCUAAAUACAAGGUGGUGCUGUGGCCUCGCGUUACGUUUGGUAUGGUGCGAGUCAACAAAAUGAAAGCAUACGAGGAAUUUCACAACAAAGUUACACCUCUCAACGCCAAAGCCCUAAUCGCUUUUUCCCGUAUUACUUUAAAGAUUUCUAAUGCUGUACCAGGUUUAAUAUUCGGGCACGCAUUUAAGCGCCGACAUUUAAGUAAUCAAGUUCAUUAUCGUGUAUCCACUUGCAGUGCAUUACCUUUACGUAUGGGGAACAAUCUGGUGACUCGGUACACAGGAUAUUGUUAUCAAUGUAUGUGGUAUGCAAGGGACACCAAAGCUGUAAUGCAUUUGCAGUGUUCUAAUCGCAAUAAACCUGAUGCAAUGUGUGCAUGCUGCGUGGGUUUGAUUUCAAAUAGACACAAGCACGACGUGUUUGACUGCAGUUUAUGCAAUGUUAAAGCACAUUUUAAGGCUUGUAAAAUGCAAUUAGACGUCACGAUGCAUAGAUUUAAAUUGAUGCGUCUCAUACAUGCCAUUGUUUCUCAAAUUGUAUUUUCCAAACAUGAAUGGAAUGUUGCUGUGGUUUUUUGAUGAAAUCGUGUCAUUACAUCAAUAGUAGCCACCUCAAGUUUGUGUGAACCGUCAACAACAUCCAAUGGUUAUGAAUUUAAGGAAAUGUUUGAAAAAGAGCUUUUUUACAGACGGCUGUCAAGUCGGACGCAAGACAGCAACACUGUGCACGUGCACGUUCACUUAACAAUCGGAGAAUACGAAGGGACGACUGGAAUACACGUGUGAUGAUGAUGAUUACUGACUAAUAGUGAUUCAGGUAAGCGAUGGUUUAAGCCAUACUCAUCAAUAAUGUGACUCACUGCCAGUACAAUCGAGUCAUUCUGCAUAACCGAAUCGCGCUUCUAACGAUUCAUGGGCAUCGACUAAUAAAAUCGAUUCGUUCUCGUCAUCGCGCGCGGGGGGAAUCGAUUAAGCAAACCGCAGACAAGGUUAUCGAUUCUACGUCCACCGUAAUAACAAAACAUGAAUCGAAUCUCAGAAACGACAGUUGUGGAAUCGAUUAGGAGUUUUUGGCGCGCUUCUCAAACACCGCUGUUUGUUCCGAUUUCGUUUGCGGCGGAACACACAACAACUUGAAGAAGACGCACCCCGGGCAAGUUUAUUACUCACGAACGUGAACGGCUGUUGCUAACAUCUCUCCAGGUCAGAAAUGGCCAUGCAAAUUCAACACGAAGUGAGUGAAGUUGAGGAGGAGUCUUUUGGGCCUCAACCUGCUUCAAGACUUGAGCAAUGUGGUGUGAGUGCCAACGAUGUGAAGAAACUGGAGGAGGCUGGCUUCCAUACUGUGGAGGCUGUGGCAUACGCCCCAAAGAAAGAACUGCUCAACAUAAAGGGCAUCAGUGAGGCGAAGGCUGACAAGAUAUUGGCAGAGGCAGCUAAACUCGUGCCAAUGGGCUUCACAACAGCCACAGAGUUUCACCAGCGACGCUCAGAGAUCAUUCAGAUCAGCACAGGAUCCAAAGAGCUGGAUAAACUUCUUCAAGGAGGAAUUGAAACUGGAUCUAUCACGGAACUGUUUGGAGAGUUUCGCACAGGAAAGACGCAGCUCUGCCACACCUUGGCCGUGACCUGUCAGCUUCCAAUUGACCGGGGUGGUGGAGAGGGAAAGGCCAUGUACGUGGACACAGAAGGCACAUUCCGUCCAGAACGCUUGCUCGCAGUCGCUGAAAGAUUUGGUCUCUCUGGGAGCGAUGUUCUGGACAACGUGGCUUACGCACGAGCGUACAACUCGGACCACCAGACUCAAUUGCUGUACCAGGCAUCUGCAAUGAUGGCCGAGUCUAGGUAUGCCCUGCUUAUAGUUGACAGCGCCACCGCCUUGUACCGCACUGACUACUCGGGCCGCGGGGAGCUGGCCGCUCGGCAGAUGCACUUGGCGCGCUUCCUCCGCAUGCUGCUGCGUCUUGCAGAUGAGUUUGGUGUGGCAGUAGUCAUUACCAAUCAAGUGGUGGCUCAGGUGGAUGGAGCUGCAAUGUUUACAGCUGAUCCCAAAAAGCCCAUCGGGGGAAACAUCAUGGCUCACUCGUCUACCACGAGGUUGUACUUCCGCAAGGGACGUGGAGAGACCCGAAUAUGCAAGAUAUAUGACUCUCCGUGCCUCCCAGAAUCAGAGGCAAUGUUUGCCAUCAAUGCAGAUGGAAUUGGGGACUCAAAGGAUUAGGUUAGGGGUAGCUCAUUUUCCUGGUCCAGCCAUGACAUUUUUCAGGCAUGUGCUUCACAUCCAUUAUAAUUUUUAAGAUAAGCACCCCCAUAAAAAUAAAAUGACUCGCAGAGCAUGAUACAAACUGGAUUUAAGCUUUUUUCAGGAAAACAUAAAAAUGCACCUUAUUAUUUGUAUUUUCAUUUUUUCUCAGAUUUGUUUUGUUUUUCAUUAUUUUCCUUAUGUCAAGGGUAAUGGCUUUUAAAGUUUUUUCCUGGCUACUGAACUUACUGGCUAAUUAUGCAUUACUCUUGUUUUUCACAAACGUUGAGUCUUUGUCUUGUGUACUGGCGUCAACUUACAUUGUUAUAAGGCAUAUGAUUAGCUUUUAAGUUAGAAGUAGAAACUAACCGUUACAAUAAACCACAAACAUGUUCAUUAUGCGUGGUUUUUGGCUGGUGGGAAUUACUCAUGGGUUCAAAUCCUCUACAGGGUUCACUUCUUCCACUGUCACCCCGUCCAUCACGCGUGUAAUGAUUCACCCCCAUCACUAAAUGAUGACAUAACUUUUUUUAUUGUUGUAGAUGUAUUGGCUGCAGGGGUCAUGUAGCCUUGAUGGCAAGAUGCUAACUACCUUGCCUGGAUUACAGGAGGCUGUGGGUAGUUUAGUAACUUGAAUCAAAAGUAAUAGAUUCUCACACACGCACAAAUAAAUGUAUGUAUUAUGAGCAAUGGGAAUCAAUGAUUUGAUGCAUCAUUACAUGCCUGCUUUCAGCGUCACAGAAGGGAGCGUAAAUUGUUGAUGGUCUAAAGUAGUUUUGUGGAUAAACUUAUCCCUGUUGUAGGUGUGUUGAAUUUUAACAUUGAAUUAUGACAAUCGGAUGACACACUUAUUAUACAAGGGAACAGAUUGAUUUUAAAGUAGCUAAGAAUAUCUACAUUUCUUAGCUAGGCAUGAAACACUGAUUUCCUAAAACGAGCUGAAGGAAAUGUAGCUCAUGAACCCUAAUUUCUCGACUAAUAUUCUGAGGUUGGCUUUAAAAGUCUAUUUUUGUGUUUAACGUGGAGCGAUGUACACUAUGAAAUGUAAAUAUUUUCUUCAAAUAAAGUAAUGUUAUUUUUUUUUACCACCAGUACAUUUGGUUUCCAUGUGAAGACCAGUUUUGUAUAAUUUGUGGAUUUGUGGUAUGUUGUGUAAUAAACGUGUGGCAAACAUU
Messenger RNA from Petromyzon marinus (sea lamprey), 4388 nucleotides. RefSeq names its product RAD51 recombinase (gene RAD51). Gene Ontology annotation, biological process: chromosome organization involved in meiotic cell cycle; DNA strand invasion; mitotic recombination-dependent replication fork processing. Gene Ontology annotation, molecular function: ATP-dependent DNA damage sensor activity; ATP hydrolysis activity; DNA strand exchange activity. The record is from RefSeq and is a predicted model, not a curated record. Gene Ontology annotation, cellular component: condensed nuclear chromosome. NCBI's taxonomy places the organism in Eukaryota, Metazoa, Chordata, Hyperoartia, Petromyzontiformes, Petromyzontidae.